AUGAAAGCCGGUCAGUUUUUAUUUCCCAUUUUAGAGCAAAAAAACAAGUAAAUGAUGAAACAGAGAGGUUCGAUGGUUGGUCUUAAAAUUGUAUGUGUGAACAGAAAAAGAUAAGUCGGCGUAGGUGUGAGGAAACCAUUCUUUUCUAAUCAGCAAUGUGGCAAAAAAAAAUCCUUCCUUCUCUACUUGUCUAAGAUGAAACCCUUCGAGAGUCUAAUCGAAAAAAAAACUCCGAAAAAACUUCGAAACUGGUGAGAAUUUGUGAGGAGGCUGUUACAGUAACCAUCUUUUCGAGGUGUCAUUUUUAUCAGAUUUAUUGAUACCGUUCUUGUUUCCUUUACUUUCCCGUAAAGUCACUUUUUUUUGUUGUUGAACAAAACGAAAAGAUUCGUAUUGGACUUUUGAAUGCAUCAAAAAAUAUUUUUUAGGAAAUCCUUUCAAAAAAAACUUUCUAGGCUAUUUCAUCUUGUAGCAAAGUUUGAAAGUUUCUUACUAGGGAACUACUCAAACUCGGGGAUGAGAAUAGAACUUGACCUUGGUGGCUUGUCUACCCGGGUAAGAGUACUUGGAUAUAGACAGAUUGUGUACUGAAUUUCAUAGGUUCCUGAAAAAAUGAUUUUCAAAGAGAAGAGUCCUGUAAGCACCUGGACCUUCUUCCUGUAUCGAAAUGGCCUGGCGCAGUGGCUUGAGGCUCAGUUUCAUAAUUGAUUGACCAAAUAAGAUCCCUGUCAAAAGCGAGUCUUUCUUCCAAUUCUCUUAGAGGCGAAAAAUCAUUGAAUAAAUACGAAAUUACAGAAUAUUUGUAAGUUUCAUCAAAAUAAACCCUCAUUUUUCAAAAAAAUUUAUGCAUUUAUUGAAAAGUUACUUUUCGGUUCAUGAAAUCGUCUUUGAUCAAGAAUGACGCGUAUCAUUUAAUCCUUUCAAACGGAAAGUGUGGAAGUUGAUAUACUUGCGAGAAAACGGAAAUUCCUCUAAGAAGUGAAAAAUUCUGGAAGCUCAGACUUUUUUCAGAUUGGAAAAUCUGUUUCCAUGAUAUUUUUUUUUGCUCAGAUUAAUCUUUCACGGCGAAAGCGUUGAAUAUUUCAAAAGCUUCCAGAGGGUUUUUGUGCUUUCAGGGAUACGGUCAAAGAUUUUUUGGACUGCCAGGGCACUUAAGAAAAUUGAUGUUUUGUUGCAUGAUAAAUUCAUAUAAUAGGUGUUUUCCGAUUUCUUGGGCUAAGGAGUUUUGAAAAAAAAAUGUUUUUCUCAAAUUUGGAUAUUCACGAAAACAGCAAUUUUUGAGAUUAUAAACUUUCUUGUUUUCGAAUAAGGUUGCGCUGUCAUACUAUAAACUUUUCAUUGAAGAGGUUUUUACUUCGCAAGGUAUGAAACUAAGGAAACACUUGUGCUUUCAGGGAUACGGUAUAAGAUUUUUUUGUUUCGGGUUCAGAGUUUAAUUUUUUUAAUUAUCCGAGAAAGUUUUUUUAAAUUAAACUUUUUGCUCGUCUAAGCUGACGUAAGAUCUUAAUCAAAUUAAACUUUGAGAGUUAAUUGACUUGAAGCUUAUUUUGAGAUACCGUAGUGCGUAUAUAAAUAAACAUCUAUUCCUGAAAACUUCUAGAUGAGGCAUUCUUUCAUUAAUUCAGCCGAACUUCUUUUUUUAGAAUCUCUGAAAAUUCCGAUAUAAGUAGCAAAGUACAAGCAAAAAAAUUUUAGAAAUCAUUGAAAAAUUAAGUUUUCAGGUGAUUUUUUUCAACCUCGAAUGUAAGUUCAAGAAAAAAAUUUAAAUUUUGGCUGUUUCAGUUAUAGUUGUCUUGAAUUCUACACAGAUAGAUCUAUUUCGGUUUUUGAACUGCGAAGGUUUUAGAUUUAUUUGAUGCAACUCGGAUCGUUUUGAGUCGCUCUUAGCCUCUUCGUAACUUUUACAGAACUUUUCGGGUCGUGUUCUUAUAAUAUCUCUAUUAAAACCGAAAAAAAACGUGACUAUAUAUAAUAUGUAUAGUGAGAUAUCCUUCCAGCAAGUUGCCGCAAAAAAAAAACAAAUCGAAUCUCAAAAACAAAGUUUCAAAGUUGUCGACAUCAUUUGUAGCGGAUUUCCGCUUGGAAGUCGAAGUUCAAUAAGAAACUUGCAUAGCAGGCCCUGUUUACGCUCUUUUGCUGCUUUUGUCGACGUUUGCGGCUCCGCUAAAUAGUGAUUUCUCGCUGUUGGGGCUUCUCUGCUCGCGCUUGCAAAUAGAUAAAAAAAUGAAAAACAUGGGAUUUGGUGGGCGGAGCCAGCCGCCGGGACGGCGAACGGAUAUAUCAUAAUAAUCAUUUUGGCUUGAGAGCGCCCUUGAGACUGCACAAACAACUCGGCCUACAGGUGGCCGCUACUUCCGUGGCGCCCGCUGAAACUUUGAAUUGUUCUUUGACUUGUUGUCGACGAGUUUUUGGGAAAAAAGACCUUCUCUCUCGCUAGUUCCUCCGUGGUUUUUUUUUCUGAACCCAAACUUCUCUUUCAACUAAGUCAAGGGACUGAUACAUUGCCACAAACUUGUCGACCUUUCGUUGAAACCGCGUCUGUCUCCUCCAGUUCAAGAAAAAACGAUAUCAAGUUCAUGUUUCGCUACUCUAUUUUUCUUUCAAAACAAAAAGACCACAAAGGAAUAUGAGGACAACAAAAAAUGAAAUUUUAUUGGAGACGGUUUCUCACACCUACACGGUCGUAUAAUUUGAAUUGCGACGUGGAACGUUUCUUUUUUUUCCAAAUCGUUUCUUUGGUUUCUUUAGUUUGCCCUCUUCUUUUUCUUUUUCAUUCUUCUUCAUUUGAGAAAGAUGAGCAAACUUCUUUACAUACAUCAAAACUUCAAAUCGGUUUUAUUAUCUUCAUUAAAAAGCGUAUGUUUUUUUCAGAAAUCAAAUUACUACCGUAAUCUGAAAAAGCGGAAAAAGCACAAAGGUCUAUGAAUGUAGCUUUCUGUUAAACCACGAAACAAAAUUUUUUUCAAAGUACAUUCUCUUCUUCUUUUUCGAGAAUUAUCGGGAUUCUUUCUUGGUAUGGAUUUUCUUUUUAGAGCUAUAUUAGAAUUAGAGGAUUAGGAAAGAGAUAUAUGGCAGAAAAUCGCUUCUUGAUAAAUUAUUGCAUUUUGAAAAGAUAGAAAAGAUCAAUUCAUCUCUCUCUUUCUCAUUUGAAAAUUUCAAUUAGUUUGAAGGCAUUUCCUCGCUUUUUUGCCAUUUUCAAGGCUGCUGCCGAAAACGGCAGAAGGGGAGAGUGGGAGAAAAAAAAAUUGUACGUGGGCGUGACAAACAAGCUGCCAACAAUACAGACGGACGUUUCAGAAUCGGCGACCGGCAGUUGUGAGAAGCUCGCUGCGUCAGGUUCGGCUAACGGAGACUCUCGGAGCCUGCAGCGCAAGUCCAGAAUGAUCUUCCUUUCCUGUUUCAGAGGUUCACUUCUACUCUUUCUUUUCAAACUGGGUUUGGACAAAGAUCACUCAAUUUUUAAUCCUUCCAAGCGCUCAUGUUUUUGAAGAAAGUUAUACUGUAACGACCCUCUUAAUAGCAGAAGUAUAAAAAAAAAACAAUUGAGUCGAGAUUUUUUGAAACCACCAUAGACCAGGCGAAUUCAGAAUUUUCAACUUCAAAAAUCUAAAAUUUUUGUAGGGCGGAACUCAGACGACUCGUCAUCCUCAAGCUUUGGGAAGAAGAAACGGAGAUCAACUGGAAGCACCAGCGACACAAAAUUCAGCAAGAAGAAGUCUAACAACUCGAAAGACUCUGCUAACGGAUCCAGCUAUUACUCUCGCCAGGUUCAUCUAUUUUCCAAAUUUCCAUAUAUACAAGGAUGCGAAGAGCCCGUCUUUAAUUGCACAGAAAAAAACUCAAAUUAACAUAGAGGCCGGCAAGCCAGUUUUGCUUUUUCUUUCUGACUCUUGUUUUUGACACAAGUAGCGUCUCUAGCGGGCCAAGGACAUGAGGACUAACGAGUCUGAGGUGUGAAUGGCCUCAAACAAACAGGAAAGGGGACUUCGGUGCUUGGCAGUACCAGGUAAUCACUGGCAAAACAAUGAAUAAACCAAAUAAACAAUGCCUGAAAGAUAUGAGCAAAGCGAAGUGAUAAUAUAAAUAAAAUUAUCUAUCAUGUUCUAGUUUUCGAAAACAGAGUUUGAAAAGAAUGUUGAGGGAGUUUGCAACAAACCGAGGAUCAGACAAGAUGAAAAUAAUACUUUGAUUAUAGUAAACGAAUGUAAGCUCGGAUCAUUGAACUUUUAGAUCUUUUUAGUGAGAACUUUUCAUAGAAAACUAUUAAUCAAGACAAACUUCAAAGGCGCAAAUUGUAGCCUACACCUUAAUUGAAGAAUCAUUUGAAUUUGAUUCCCUGAAAUAUAUAACAGACCAUUGAUUUUCUGAACUUCGUCCACGCGAAUAUUUCCAACCAUUUUUCCUUCUCAACGGCGCAACCUUCAAAAGAUAACAAGAGGCAACGAAGUCGCCAAAAAAAGACUGUCCUUGUGAAUAAAGAGUCCGAAGAAGAAUUUCUCACUACACAGCGGUUACCACAAGAAAAGCGCAGAAAAAAGCCCGGAGUUCGAACUAUUGAAAGGCCAUUCCAUUUUUUUGGAAGUUUUAACUUUUUUUCCUGCAUCAAAAACGAUAAUUUUUUGCGCUGAAAAAUGGCCAAUUAAAAAAAAAGUAAAAAAUCAAAAAUAUAUUAAAGGAAUCCGUUCCACUAUUGACUUCUGCGCCGCCGGCGCCUCGUGCUCCGCGAUUCACACGAAUCCAGAACAUGAUCAAGGCAGAAGAAAUCCUCGAAAACGCAGCGAAGAAUGGCAUUGCGGAGAAGUCUGGAAACGACUUUUCUUUCGUCCGCAGCAUCGGAGAAGGGUCUUACAGCACGGUAUCGUAGCUAAAACCCGAACCAUAAACUUUUCUGUUUUCCAGGUUUAUCGUGUUCGAGACGAGGAAUCGAAGAUCCAUUUCGCGGCUAAAGUCAUCCAAAAAGCUAAUCUCUACAGAAAUGACAAACUCGAGUCAGCUAUCCGCGAAAGAGACAUUUUGGUCUAUCUGACUGAAUCUGGGGAGAACCAUCCGUUUAUUCCGAACCUCUACACUACAUUCCAAGACGUCGAAAAUUUUUGUGGGUGCAGAUAGAAAUUCAUCUCAAUGGAAGCAGUUUCAGACCUCAUCAGCCUUGUUGCUGAACGGGGAACCUUGGACGACAUGAUCACGCGGUUCACAACUCUCAGUGUCCCUCAUGCUACUUUCUACGCUUCUGAAAUCUUGGCUGGACUCGAGUUUAUCCAUGGGUUAUUUCAUUUUAUAAUCUAAUUAGUCAUUCAAUCUGUUAUAGGAAAAACAUCAUCCAUCGAGACUUGAAGCCGGAGAACAUUUUGAUCAAGGAAGAUGGCCACAUCAUGAUCGCUGACUUUGGAAGUGCUCAAGUUGUUGAUAACUUCACAUGUAAGAUUUCUAAAUUUUUCCGGUUCAAGUUCGGGUUUCAGUGCCCUCGAACAAGUUCCAAGAAGAAGACCAGUACUAUCCGGCCCCUCCACCGCCGGUGACCAGAGACUACCGUCGUAUGCUUGACGAUGACGAAGAAGGUUUUCAAAACAUAUCCUUUUGGAAAACUGAAGUUCCCUUUCAGAAGAACCUGAGCCGGUCCGUCGGUCGACGUUCGUCGGAACUGCUCAGUACAUCAGCCCAGAAAUGCUGACUGAUGGAGACGUCGGACCUUCGUAUGACUUCGAAUUCUUUCAUCAAAAAUCAUAUUUUUUAGAACCGACGUUUGGGGCUUCGCAUGCAUUCUGUUCCAAUCUCUGUACGGUCAACCACCAUUCCGGGCUGUGAAUCAGUACCAUUUGCUGAAAAAGAUCCGAGACUUGGACUUCGCAUUUCCCGACGAGUUCCCUCCACUUGCCAGAGACUUGCUUGCUUCUAUCUUUGUAAAUUCGCCUUUCAAUAAAAUAUUUUCACUUAAUUGAUUCAGGUCCUUGAUCCUGCCAGCCGUAGUAAGAUUUCUGAUAUCAAGGACCACGAAUUUUUCCGGAAGAUCAACUGGGAUAAGAUUCUCGUAAACGAUCCACCAAGGCAUGCUGGAUACACGCCAAAGUCCUAUGGUAACCUAUAAAAUGGGAAAAAGAGUAAACAAAAUUUACUUCAGCGUACAAUGACUUCGAUCUUCCUCUGGACAUGGACACCGGAUAUACAGACUUUGCGAUCCAGAGAAUGUUGAAUAUGAAGAAACCGAUGAAGCGACUUCCUGGAGUUGGCUUGGUCAAUGGAGAGCAGCAACUGUGAGUUAGGAGAAGUUCUUCAACUUCAAAUUUUCAACUAAAUAAUACUUAAAAACGGAUUUUUUUAUACUAAAAAUUUCAGUGCUACCUUCGAAUUUGAUGACACAUUGGAAGGACCGAGUGACAUGGCGAUGUGAGUUACUUCGUCAAAGUUUGAAUGAGCAACGAAAUUUUUCAGCAAGCCUGUUCAAAUGGAUGAGGCGACGCGCGCCAGACUUCUCGAGAGACAAAGAAUUGAACAUCCAUACCAUCUUUACGUCGAUAACCACCUUAUUCUCCGUUCUGGAUUUGUGUACAAGAAAAGGGGGCUCUUCUCACGUCGUCGCAUGUUCCUUCUCACUGAGGUUAGAAUUAAUCGAUCGGGAUUGAAGUACUCAGUUUUACAGGGACCUCAUCUUUUCUACGUCGACCCUGACGAGAAGAUUCUGAAAGGCGAAAUCCCAUGGUCACCUUGUAUGAGGACUGAAGCCAGAAACUUCCGCGCCUUCUUGAUUCACACGGUGAGCAAAUCUUCAUACCAAGUGAAACUGUUGAAAAUUUUUCUGUUCUUAGUGAAGCAUUGAUCUGGAGAUAGAACCGUACUGAUGAUCCAAUGUUUCAGCCAAAUCGCGUUUACUACAUGUUCGAUCCCGACCGCAGGGCUUUGGAAUGGUGCCAAGCUAUCGAAGACACAGCCAAGCUAUUCGAAGUCGACAUCGCACGAAUCUACCAAACGGCAAUGCGCGAAGGAACUUUCGAUAUAAUUUAUGGAAAGAAACGCACUGAAAAGGUUCCUAGAAUCCAGAAUCUUUGGUUUUUAUUAUUCAAAUCUACAGGAACUCGCAAAAGAAGAAAAGGCACGACUGAAAAAACGUCAAAAAGAGGAAAAGAAACGCCUCAAACGAGCCUUGCGCAACCUCCGCAACCGUUGA
Messenger RNA from Caenorhabditis auriculariae, 7162 nucleotides. NCBI's taxonomy places the organism in Eukaryota, Metazoa, Nematoda, Chromadorea, Rhabditida, Rhabditidae. The record is from the annotation of a GenBank genome assembly.